UAUGCGAUUCACCAUCAACAACUUUCGGAAUCGCUCCAGAACAGAGCGACACCUCAGUUUACGGAAUCACUGCUAUGAGCACAUCUAUGGUAGAACUGGAACUGGACAAAGAAGUUGCGGUCCAAAGGUUACGUUGCAGCCUCCGCACGACAACUCAGCCAAUGCAGAUAAGGUAUUGGGUCACGCCAUCCAUUCAGCCUGUACACAAGACCAAUAUGAGCUGACAAUGGAGGCUGUUGGACUGAGUUGAGGAAUAUUCGGACAUACGUUUUAAUAAUGGGAAGUCAGAGGUACGGUUUCAAAAAGGAACGCUUCAUUUUGUCAGUGGACGUUGGGACGACGACAAUAAGAUGUCACAUCUAUGACAAGGAGGCAAAUGUCCGCGGAUCAUGCGCCACCAAGGUUGUUCCCUUGUAUCCAGAAGUAGGUUAUGUGGAGAUGGACCCAGAUGCAAUAUUUGAAGGAUUUAUCACUGUGGUCAAAGGAGCUGUGAAAGAUGCAGGAGUACACAUGCGUCAAAUAGAUGCCUUGGGCAUCUCCACUCAACGAGGCACCUUUACAACAUGGGACAGGAAAACGGGGGUUCCUUUCCAUAACUUCAUCAGCUGGCAGGACCAGAGGGCUGCAGACCUGGUGAAAUCCUGGAACAGAUCCUGCACAAUGAAAGUCCUCCAUGGCACAAUGAAGGUGCUCCACUUCCUGACCAGGCAGAAGCGGGCACUUGCAGCCAGUCUUAUUGUCUUCUCCACUCAACAUGUCACCUUACGCCUCGUCUGGGCCCUAACACACUACAAGCAGGUUCGUCAAGCAGUAACUGAAGGCAACUGCUGCUUUGGAACAGUCGACACCUGGCUCCUCUUCAAACUCACGAAAGGGCAGGUCCAUGCCACAGACUACUCAAAUGCCAGUUCAACAGGAAUUUUCGACUCUUAUCAGAUGUGCUGGAGUGGCUUUCUCAGCCUUCUUGUUUCUCUGCCUCUCUCUAUUUUCCCCAAAGUAGAAAAUACCAAUCAUGACUUUGGUUCCACAGACCCGUCCAUCUUCGGAGAGUCCAUUCCCAUCAUGUCCGUGAUGGCAGACCAGCAGGCAGCCAUGUUUGGAGAGUGCUGCUUUGACGUUGGUGAUGUCAAGAUCACUAUGGGAACGGGCACCUUCAUGGACAUUAACACCGGGAGCCAACCGCAUACGUCCGUGGCAGGUCUGUAUCCUCUGGUGGGUUGGAAGAUUGGCUCAGAGGUGGUGUAUCUGGCGGAGGGCAAUGCAGCCGACACUGGCACUGCAAUCAAAUGGGCUCAGGAGCUUGAGCUCUUCUCUGACGUCCAGGAGACCAGCGACAUGGCUUAUAGUGUCAGCGACUCAGACGGAGUGUGUUUUGUUCCUUCCUUCAGCGGCCUGCAGGCUCCUCAUAAUGAUCCCAAAGCUUGUGCCUCCCUCAUGGGCCUCAAACCUUCAACCACUAAAAGUCAUCUGGUACGAGCCAUUCUGGAGUCAGUCGCCUUUAGGAACAAGCAGCUGUAUGAGACAAUUCUGAGAGAAACUAGCAUUCCCAUCACGAAGAUCAGGGUGGAUGGUGGGGUUUCCUCCAACGACUUUGUGAUACAACUGACUGCAGACCUGUUUGGCAGAAAGGUAGCAAGAUCCCAACACUACGAAAUGUCAUCUUUAGGGGCUGCUUUUGUCGCUGGACUUGGAAUAGGCUUCUGGAGGACCAGGGAAGAGCUGAAGAAGCUGCAGAGCAACGACAAAUCGUUCUUGCCCCAAAGAGCAUCCAGGGGCGACGCUUGCAGCCCGAGUCGGGAAUACAUCCCUGUCCUCCAGAGAUGGGAGAGAGCUCUCCGACGCUCCAUGAAUUGGUACCAGCCGUGACACCGGACGCACUCACAGAGACAUGAGUUUGUCCGUGUGAGAAGCAGCCCGCCCUUUUUGACCGAAAAAUAACUGUUUUAAGAUGUAACAACCAUCUCUCUCGAAGCUAAUCUUAGACGGUACAAAGAAGUGUUACAUGAAUGAUGUGUUGAUGGUGAUGUGUUGUGCACUGUCAGCAAACUUCACAUCCUUGAGGUGAUGUCCGCAUACAGACUACCUUCCUACUGGAUUUCUUCAUGCCAUCGCAACCUCAUCCCUGCUUCAUUCCACAUAUCGAGCCACUGGUGCCUACAGGCUCCCACAUGGGGGUGCUGAUGACUGGUUUUGCAGUUUCUUUCAUUUAUGACCCGCCAUAGCAACUGCAUGCCACAUGAUAUUACGGAUUGAAGACAUUGAUUACCUUAACUGUAAGAAAAACAGGGUCAACGAGCUCUAAAGAGGAAGCCAAAUGUUAAAUUAAAACAUGUUAGUAUUUGUCUUUUUAACAAAGAUUAAACAGUAUUUUCUCUUUGUUAUUUAAAGGGAAUGUUAGUCCUCUACAGAAAACAUACAGUCUUUACAGCCUUUUGGAAAUCUGGAGUAGCUUAAUAUUUAUAAUCAUUCAUUCUCGCUGCAGGCAACACAGCCCCUAUCCUCAAAUUAAAUACAAUUAUUAAAUGGGAUGAUAUUGAUUAAAUGUGACGAUCAUAAACUACUAGAACAGACUUUACUCUGUGGAAGGGAUUCUUUUGGAUUUUAGUAUUUUAGCAGCUUGUUUGUCAGAAAUGCUUCUUUCUGCUUGCGUCACAUCUCCAUUAGAAACGUGUGUUUGUUUAAGUUGACUGUGAAAGGGAUUUGUUUAGGUAUUUGGGCAUUUGAAGAUCAAGCUUUUCCGUAAUAGCUGUUGAAUGGUUUGUGUCCACUGACAUUUAAAAAUGUUGCUUUGACACAUUAUGUUGUUUAGAAGAAGUUGAUCAGUGAUAUACAUAUUUACUGAACUGGCAUAAACAGUUUAAGGAUACAUAAAAAUAUAUAUUUCUUGUAAAUCCAUGUUUUGUAAACAUUAUUUCAGUUAUUAUUUUGUGCGAACAAAUGACCAAAAAAAUGUAAUCUCUUGAGUCUUAUUCUACAUGUGUUCUACUUGCUGUUGUUAAAUGUUUGUGCCUUUCUUAAAACUGGAAUUUCUUUUUUUCCAAGAUUUUUUACGUGACAUUAUGCAUAAUGCAACAAUUAACUUCUCAGAUUGAAUUGAUAUUUAUAACACUUGUACUUCAUUCAGUCGUUGAAUCGCAGAUGUCGUCCACAAGCUACUGGGACAUAACAAAUGAUACAUUUGUGUGAUCAUACAUGUUACAAAAUUGCAUUAAAAUAAUGCUGUAUGAUGCUAAAGAGCUAUAUUAAAACCCGUAAACAAUCA
Pseudoliparis swirei is the source of this 3262-nucleotide messenger RNA. It is a transcript of the gene gk5, whose product is annotated as glycerol kinase 5. Lineage: Eukaryota; Metazoa; Chordata; Actinopteri; Perciformes; Liparidae. The transcript has 17 exons. Gene Ontology annotation, molecular function: glycerol kinase activity. Gene Ontology annotation, cellular component: mitochondrion. Bases 277 to 1866 code for a protein of 529 amino acids. Gene Ontology annotation, biological process: glycerol metabolic process; glycerol-3-phosphate biosynthetic process; triglyceride metabolic process. The record is from RefSeq and is a predicted model, not a curated record.